AUGGCUGAAGGCGCACCAGCACAUGGAGCUGUUGCUCAUCUGUUACCCCAGACAUACAAACGAUACAUAUCGGAAUGGCUCGAAGAAGACACCCCUAGUUUCGACUAUGGUGGCUUCGUUGUUGGUGAGGAGAUAUCAGAGGCGAAGUUGUUGGGGAAGAGCGAGGGUAUAGUCGCUGGAGUGCCAUUCUUCGAUGAAGUGUUCCGUCAGUUGGACUGCUCCGUAGAAUGGCAUAUCAAAGAGGGUAGCGCUUUCCAGCCCAUCACCCACUGUGCCACUGUUAGAGGUCCAGUCCGCAAGCUUCUUCUAGGGGAGCGCGUAGCCCUCAACACACUGGCCCGUUGCUCCGGAAUUGCCACAAAGUCGAAUCGCCUUCUCGUCCUCCUUCGCAAAGCUGGGUAUCCCAAUAUCCUUGCUGGUACCCGCAAGACGACGCCUGGCUUUAGACUCGUCGAAAAGUAUGGCAUGCUUGUCGGUGGCGUUGAUGCGCACCGUGUUGACCUCUCCGCCAUGACCAUGUUGAAGGACAAUCACAUCGUCGCUGCGGGAAGUAUAACAAAUGCGGUGCGCGCCGCAAAGUCAGCAGGUGGGUUUGCCAUCAAAGUGGAAGUUGAGUGUCAGAGCUUCGAAGAGGCGGACGAAGCGAUCGCUGCUGGUGCUGACAUUGUCAUGCUCGACAACUUCACGCCUGACGGUGUCAAGGUUGCUGCUGCGGAUUUGAAAAAUAAAUGGGGCCGUGGUACAGGGGACAGGAAGGCUUUCUUGGUCGAGGUCAGUGGAGGGUUGACCGAGCACAACGUGGAGAAGUAUGUCUGUGGUGAUAUUGACAUUGUGAGCACGAGCAGCAUACAUCAGGGUGUGCCGCAUGUAGACUUCUCACUCAAGAUUGUUCCCAAGACGAAGAAUUAG
Molecule: messenger RNA, 909 nt
Organism: Plenodomus lingam JN3
Lineage: Eukaryota; Fungi; Ascomycota; Dothideomycetes; Pleosporales; Leptosphaeriaceae
Biological process (GO): quinolinate catabolic process; NAD+ biosynthetic process
Cellular component (GO): cytoplasm
Molecular function (GO): nicotinate-nucleotide diphosphorylase (carboxylating) activity
Source: RefSeq, a predicted model, not a curated record